UGUUGUCAAUAUAGUACUAACAAAAAAUAUUGUAAUAUGACCAACGUUGAAUAUGAUUACAAUAUUUGGUACCAACUAAUAAAAAUUAUAAUGAAAUUGCGGUAAUUGUAAAGGUUAUGGCGAUGUUAAAUGAAACUAGUGAUGUCUCCGAUGACUGUAUUUUGUAUGAAUUGUUAGUUUAUUCCGAGUGGAAACAAGAUCCUGAGUUUGUAAAAUUUUCAAAACCUACUGAUGCCAUUUAUAAUGCCACAUCACCGUAUUCUCCACAAAGAUUACUGCAGUUUCUCAGCUGGAGAAAUUCUGUUUCAACUGAAAUCCUAAGACUCUUACUUCACCACUUGCCGUGGCAGUUUGCGGUGGGGGAGGGUGGCAAAGUGGUGGCCAUCUUGCAGGAAAGUUCUCUCGAGAUACGCACUUCCCGAGAUGAGUACUGCUCGGUUGUGGGCAGAGCUACAGUCCCCAGAGACCCAGUCCCGCACUGGAGGAAGCUGGCGUGGAGCCCGGACUGCAGCAUGCUGGCCGUCUCCCAUAGUAACGGCUCUGUCUCCUUCUACGACCUCCUAGGCAGCAACCUCUUCAAUAUAUACCCCCCAAAAUUCCAGCAAGAUGCUCAGAAUACUGAUCACGGCCAAGCUAUUGCCUCCAUCAUAUUCCUUAACUCCAGGAUUAAAACACACAAAUGGUCGUGCGAGCUGCUGGUAACAAACUACCUCGGCCAGCUGCGGGGGUACCUGGUCUCCCCGACGGACGGCUUCCAGGAGAACCACGUGUUCAACUUCUCCCAGUACUACCCUCAGGGGGUGGUGGCCUUGGCGUACCACCCCAACCACAACAUGCUCUUCAUCGCGGGACCGUCCAACUUGUUCUCCUCUGCCCUGCUGAAGGGUUUUGGCAGCAGUAUGGGCCUGUCGGCGUGGCGUCUCCUGAAUGACCACCCGUACUACCGCCCAGCGCUGUCGCUGGACGAAGAGGAUGCUAUCGCCCAGGCUCAGCGUAGUCUUUGGAACUGGGUGCCUCUGGUGGGCAGGAAGAACAACAAAAGCAUUAUUUUCAAAAUGAAGAUAUCGCCUAAUGGCUCCCUUCUCGCAUGCCUGCAUUCCUGUGGCAGCAUUUCGUUAUGGCAUUUGCCAGCCAUUAGGUUAUUCAAGUUCUGGAGGCUGUACGAACAGCCGUGUUACAAUGCGGUGAACCCACAGGCAGACAAGCAGACGUACAGAGUUGUAACGGGCGAUGUUGACUCUGAAUUCUAUCCCGUCGACAUUAACUGGUGGGCUGACCAGGCCAUCAUCGUGGCCCGGUUCUCCGGGGCUUUGAGCGUGUACUCGGUGACCAACCUGCGCAACCUGCUGGGGGAGUCGCCCGAGUUCCUGGCGGGCCAGCCGCGCGUGUCGGCCGUGUGCGGCGACCAGGGCUUCCUUGGGCUCGAGUGCGAGGCUGUCCUCACCACCAAGAAGUGGCUCUGCGAAGACGACAGCAUCUGGGAGGCUAAGGACAGCAGUGAGGAAGACGAAGAGGACACUGAGAAGGAAUCUCUUCUGGACUGGAGCACUGCGCUCGUUCAGUCUGCCGUGUAUUCGGUCACAGACAUGGAGAGGUUCCAGCCCAAGAGGAAGCGCCCCAAAGUCCUGCUCAAGACGUACCGGCUGGUGGGCCUCAAGAAAACCACCCCGGAGGAACUGUAUGCCAGAAAGAUUGACAAUGAAGAAUACGCAGAUGCACUGGAGCUGGCUCUAGCGUACAACCUGGACUGCGACCUGGUGUACCAGCGUCAGUGGCGAAACUCCAAGGUUUCAAUUUCCACGAUUCACGAUUUCUUGAGUAAAGUCAGGAAGCGGUCUUGGGUGCUGAAGGAGUGUAUCGAGAGGGUGCCGGAGUCUUUGACAGCCACGAGAGAACUUCUCCAGUAUGGUUUGCAAAUCACGAACCUGGAGACACUGGUUGCAAUUGGAGAAGGAAGUGACGGUGGCCAUUUUGUUCUUGCUGAUGAUGCUCCAGAACAAGAUGAUGCUAGAAAAAAAGUCGAUAGCAACAUUUUGGAAAAGAUUGAUGUUAAUGCAUUGACAGAAGAUCAGAUGACACUUAUUAAAUACAGACAGAAACUUUUGCAGUACCUGGAUAAACUGACAACAUACGAGAUAAUUCUGGGAGGGUCGGACGUGGCGAACAGCUUGUACGAUCACGUGUUCUACGACAAGUUCCGGCUGGCGUCGACGGUGGCGUCGACGGUGGAGUUCGCACGGGACGGCAACUGGCAGGCAGUGGGGCACAUGCUGACGUACCACGGGGGCGCCACGCUCCCCCACUGGCUGCCUGUCCUGUCGAGCUUCCCCGAGUCCAUGAGCCCGUUGGGGUACAAGUCGCUGCUGCCCGAGUGCGGGGCGGAUGGGGAGGUGUUCCGCUGGCACCAGAAGCAGCUGCGCGCGCGGGACUGGUGCGAGGGGGAUGCAUUCAUGCAGCCGCAGGGCGAUGAAGACGAGGACCUGAAGCUCGUGUACGAAGGCAACGCGUCUCUGCAGCAGUUUGUGCUGAGGGCCGGCGACCGCGAGCUGACACGCGAGCUGGUGUCUGCGUGGUACGUGACGAGGAUUCAGCAGGUGGAGCAGUACAGCCGCAUUGUGGAGCAUGCCCUCAUGCUCAUCAAGUUGGCCAUGGAGAGGAACAUUGCUGGCCUUGAUAUGCUGUACUCCCAGAUGGUCACACUUGAUACACUGGUGUAUGACGUUCAUGUGGAGUCCAUGGACCUUUCUACCCUGCAGAAGAUGUCUGAUCUGGAAGUAGCCAAGCUACUCAUGUCCAAGACGUCGGAGGGCACGUUCGUGGAGGACCUGCACGGCCUGCUGUUGCCGUUCCUGGGGCGGUGCGAGCGGCGCUCCCCCGGCGCGCGCCGGCGGCUGCUGCGCGAGCUGCUGCUGGACCUGAGCUCGCGGGACCUCGCGCUGCCCCUGCGCCUGUUCGAGCGCCUGCGGGACUCCGGCCCCGACGCCCUGGUGCCCUCCCUGGAGGAGGCCGUGUCGCUGGUGCUGGGCUGCCUGUACGCCUGCCCCGGCGCCGACCAGCUGGGCACGGCGCUGCUCGUGCUGGAGUGCGUGCCCGCCCGCGACACUCAUCAUAGCCUUGUUACGUCAUCCUUGCAUGAUCAGCUCGACGAAUUGGAGUCUGAGCUGGCUGCAGCUGAAAUACUGAACCGGUACGACCUUCCGAAACCACUCUCCUUCAUCCAUGACAUUAAGUCAAACACAACUGAUGUUCAGAAGCUGUUGACGAAACUGGCCAGGACACUUAUGAAAAGAGUUCCACCCCCUUCGGAGCCUCAUUGGCAACAACUGCUUAGCGACAUGCUAUACUUGCAGUCAAAAGUCUUCUCCUGCAUCUCCACAGAAGCAUGUUAUCAGAUUUACGUGGCCACAUUGUUGUCAUCUGGCAGCAAGGUGAACAUAAUGGCAGCCAGCAACAUUCUGCAGUGUCGCUGCCUGGAGCAGAACAACAAGAAGAUCUCAUUUGAACACAGCGUGGCUCUGGUCAUCCAAGCUGCGAUGGAGUACUUUGACUCUGCCGGCAGCUUACUGGAUCCAACUAUGGAACUUGCAAAGUCAUGCCUCAAUUUGAUCGUCGAUGACCACGAUGAGGUCAAGGAGAAGUUGGACCUUAUUGCAUCGUUGCAGUUGCUGAAUGAUUUCGGGCUCAGCAUGCUUCCUUUGCAAGUGCGGCUGUGCACGGAGCGCAUGAGGCUGGUGGAGUCGUGCGUGCGCAAGCGGCCCUCGGCGUACCGCAGCUGCCGCGAGCUCCUGGAGCUGGCGCAGAAGCUGCGCGUGGCCGGCACGGACGGCAGGCACAGGGAGGCGCAAGUCCUCGCGCUCGUCGCCGAGACGGCGUUCCAGGCAAAAGACUACGGGUACUGUGCAGAGCUAUGCCAGCGCAUAGCCAAGAAGUCCCACGUGCUGUGCUGGCCGGUUGUUCAGAAGCUGGGUCAGUGCGAGGACUUCCCGGACAUCCAGUUGCGGUCCAGCCUUCUCUCGUUUGCGCUGCUCCACUGCACGCCUGACGAAAUGGAGAAGCUGAUCACGACCAAGUGCCGGCUCGAGGCCCAGCUGCUGCACCAGGCCGUCAGCUCCCAGGUGCAACUGCACAGGACGCAGAGUGACCAGGCCGAGGACGAAGAGUUUGCUGACGCCCUCACGUCUCCUGUCUCACCACGAAAGGAAUUCCCUCCUAAGACUUCUCUUCUUCAUGUUGUCGAGGACUCCACGGAAGUCAUCAUGCAGACCACAUAUAAUGUUCUCAGACACAUUGGAGACAAGAAUUUUUGGGAAAACACAUUUGGGUGGGUGAAGGGCAGUCGGGACUCUGUCUCGGACUCGUACGACCAGGACCAACCCUUCGUGCUGCAGGGCGUGCCCGAGUUCUACGGCUCCUUGUACGAGCUGUACCACGCCAGCAGGCUGAGCGUCAGGUACGACUCGUUCUCGGUGCCGAGCGUCGGCGACCGAGUACUGCUGCUGUGUCAGGACUUGCUGCGGAUCACCUUGCUAGAGGAGAACGCGCGCAACUCGGGCAAGCAGCACGCCGAAACCACGGAUGUACUGCUUCAACUGGCCGAGCACAUUUUGCCAGAAGACAACGCCCUGGGCCUAUCCCACCUGAUGGCACUCGACAAGCCACAGCUGGCGGAUCGCUGCUUCCGUAAUCUGCCCGUUUCCAUCAUUUCAGCACAGCUGGCGUGCUACUUCUUCGCCCUGAGGGUGUGCAACACUUUGGAUGAAUUCGAGGGAGACAUGUUCUUGUAUUCUCCCUCUGAGGUGGUGGAGUACGCAUUGGGCCUGGCGUCGGAAGAACCGUGUCCCGACGAGUGUCUCCGCCUGCUGCUGGAGUACCGGAACCUGCUAGCAGACCACGCCCAGGGCUGCCAACUGCGGGCCCUUGACUGCGGCGUGGACCUGCAGCGGUUCUCGGACGACGACCAGUACCGUCAGGACACCAUCCUGGGUCUUGCCAUGACAGAAGAUGAUGAAAGGUUUCUCCUCGCAAUGAGACUGGGCUCUCGCUACGGCGUCCCGCCAGCCCACAUUGCGACAUGCCAUGCGUCAGUGCUCCUCACGAGCGGUGGGACCAUACCUCUGCCUGACUUGAUGUCUAGGCUGACCAACGAGAAACUUGUUGAGCUGCUGAAGAUGGAACCGCAGCAUGUUUGCAACAGGCUGCAUCAGGACGUGCUCCCUUGCCUGGACGGAAAGGACCACCAACUGCUGGUGCUGUACUUCACGCUGCUCGGCCUGGUGUGUCCGGACAGCGCCGUGCACGCUUUGGUCCCCAGAGAACAUCUGAAGCUCAUCAAGAAAGUGAAAGCCACAUCGCAAAAUAUUGACUACUUACUUCUGAUCGACCCAUCAAGCAACGUUCUAGAUGCUUUGAAGCCAGUAAUAUCCAGGGACAAUGUGGGUCUCGUGGCCAAACUAGUGAAGUCACUGCACCAGUCACUCAACUGUUCUGUGCAAGUUGGCGUGCUCUACAGUACUUUGGCACAGAAAGAGUUCUUUGAGGUGGAGGGUCAGCCGGCGGAGGACGGGUGGCUCCAGCAGUUCGAGAAGUGCAGCGUGCACUUCCCCAAGAUGGCGCCGGCGGACGUGCUGAGCUGGGUGGCGGGCACCUGCUUCGCGGAGCGCAGCCCGGAGGUCAUGACGGUGGAAUGCCGCAAGGAGCUGGUGCUGCGGGCCGCCGGCCUCUGCUCCCAGCGCGCUGAGCCCGAAAAUGAAUGGGACAGUUGUAUUAAAACAUUGAAAGAAUGGGUGAUGCAUUUGGAAACAAUGAGCAAACACCAACUGGACAAUGUUACCAAUUUGAAUGAUCCCCACUUCCGUCAACUGUACAGGCUGCUGGACCUGUCCAGGGGUAAGCCUAGCUCCGUCGACAACCUUCUCCAGAAAGCAAUCCUGAGCCCAGUGUCGCUGGAGACGUUGAGGUGUUUCCUGAGCAUGCUGCCGGAACCGGGGCUGCAGUUGGAGUCUAUGCUUCUUGAUUACCUGAAGAAGGCUCUGGAAAUGAGAGUGAUGCAUGAAGAUGAAGGCACAGCUCUGUUGAAUGCGGUCCUGCUGAGGCUGAACGAGCUGGCGGACCGGGAGGACAGCUCCCUGCUGGAGGACGAUGACGAAGCCACGGCGACCUGGCUGCAGCUGGAGCAGCUGUGCGGGGACCUGAGUCUGUCCGCUGCCGUCCGGCUCAACGCUCUGCAGCUGCUGCAAAAGGUGAGCCGGUCGGCAGAAGACGAUGACAGUGCGCUGCUGUACAACCACACGCAGGCGGUGGUGGCGACGGCCUGGCCCGACACCGUCAUCACCGUCCAACUGUCGGACGUGGACUCCGGCAGCGCCCGAGCCGCGCUGUUUGAGCGCCUGGCCGGCCGCGCGGACUCGUGGGCCCACGUCACCUUGCUGCACCGCUUGCUGGAGCGCUGGCCCCUCUCAGAUGUUGAUUCAUUCGCACCAUGGAUAACAUUCAUCUCCAAAUUGCUACAGUUCCAUGAAGAUGAAGAAAGCAUUGCAACUGUUUUGGAAGAUAUCUUCAAGAAGCACAAUUUUUCUGAACCGCAUCUUCAGGCAGUCAUAGAGCGUGUGAACAACAGUGCACCCCUGAACUUGCUCCUCCUGGUGUGUCUCCUUCCGGACCACAAGAGCCUACAUGACAAGGCAGUCGCACUCAUUCACAGUGCAAGUGGGGAAUCUGUGACCGGGCUGAGCCGGAAGGUGCUGGCCCUGGCGCUGGGGCGGGGCCUGCUGCCCCGCCUGGUGUCCAGCGCGGCCUACCCCGGCCUGGUGGAGCACGCUCUGGGCACGCCCGAGGACGUACCCGCGCUGGCGCGCCAGCUGUCGGCGGCCGGCCAUGCGCCGGAGGCCGGCAUGCUGCGCCUCCUGCACGCCGGGGCCCCCGCCGCGCUCGCCACCUUCUCCGCGGCGCUGGCCCUCGACCGCAGCUGUGCGCCCAGUAAGUGACAGAGCGGUCGGGCCCCCGUCCCCAGGCUCCUGUUCCUUGCCGGCCACUCUGCCGCUCGUGCUGCGUCUCCCUGGGGGCGAUGUGUGCCUCCGAGAGAUCAGGCGUACUUUGGAUUUAAAAAGUGAUCAAUCUUGUUAAUCUGUAAACCUCAGCAUUUAUAAUGAAAACUCAUUACAAGGUAGGGUAAGGUGGAAAAAAAAAAAUAUAUUUUUUUGCACAUACUGUUAAAUUUUUCCUGUUUUGGAAUUUUUUUUUUUGGUAGAAGAGUCUACUAGUGUAUCAAACGAACAUGGUUUUUAAAGUCAAAUUAAAUUUUUUAACUACAAAAAAAAAUACUCCAGUUGACUUCCAAGUUGGGUAAUCUCGAAGAUUGGCCUAUUUUGUAUUUUGUUUCAUGUUUAGAAGCUAAGGCCAUUUGAUGCUCAAACAGCAACCGAAAAUUUUAUAUAAAAAAAACACUUCUACUGAAAAUAAUUCUUUUUGGCACAUCCUACUGACCUAGGUGGAUAUCAAAGUACUUAUUCUGGAAAUUCUAUAAACUUCUGUCACAUUAAAAAAAAAAAAUGUACCUAACAUACUAUGUGUACUCCAAUAUGUAUUCCAAAAUGAUAGAUUAAAUAUUUUUUCUAAUUUCAUGCAGCAAACAUAUUUUGAAUGUUUUGAACUCAAUGAUUACAGCAUUGAACAGCUUAGAACAAUUUUUCAUGUUAUGCCUACUAAGGUAAUAGUGAAUUUUUUUGGCCAUCAAACACUAUUUUUUACUCCCUGCACUAAUACAUAGUCAUGAAAAUAAUUUCAAACAAAUUUAAUAGUAUGGAAGUUAAAAUAUUUUUUAAUUACAACUCCCCCUGUUUUUACUGUAAUAAUUUUUACUGUAAGAAUAAUUUCAUCUGAAAUGGUGUUUCUUAUUUUUAAGGUUUACAAACAUUCUGAAUGGAUUUAAUAGCUUGUCUACAAGGGGAAUUAUGAAUUGUUUUGUCUUUCAACCUUUUUUUUUUUCCAACUGCUAUAACUGUUGGUCGUAUAAAAAAUUAUUUUGUACGAAAGUUGUAGACAGUAGUUUAAGGUUUAUCAAUGAAUGAGAAUGGAUUUAAUAGUGUGCGUGUUACAGAAAUUAUGAUUUUUUUUUUUUUAAAUUUACCUCUUUAUUUUUUUCAUUCCCUUGCUGAAAUGGUUUGCUUUAUAAAAAUUGUUUCAGACAAAAAUUUACAAGCAAUUUACAAUCAAUUUAAAUGAAUCCGAUGGUGUGUGUACUAAGAGAGAUGAAUUUUUUUUGUCUGUCUACCCUUGUUUUUUUCCAACCCUUGCUAUAAUGGUUGGUGGUAUAAGAAAUUAUCUUGAACAAAAGUGGUAGAUAAUGUUUUAAGGUUUUACAAUGAAUAAGAACAGAUUAAAUAGUUAGCAUGGUGCAGAAAUCAAGAUUUUUUUUUUAAAUUUCUACCUAUGUUUUUUUAAAAUUCCCUUGUUGCAAUUAUUUGUUUUAUCAAAAAUUGUUUGAAACAAAAGUUUUAGAUAAAAUGUAAACGAUGUACGAAAAAAAAUUUUAACGGAUUCAAUUGUGUGCCUACUAAGGGAGUUAUAAAUUUUUUUUGUCCUCCAACCCUGGUAUUUCCACCCCUUGCAGUUAUGGUUUCUUAUCAAAAAUUUAUUUAGACAAAAGUUUUUGGUAUUACUCCUACAAGUUAUAAUACAGUCAAACAGAUGAGAUAUUUGUCAUAUUAUGGGAGUUUUAGCGAUUUUUCUGUUUUUCAACAAAAUUUCGCCUUUUGUACCCUUUUUAUGGAAUGUUGCCUAUUAAUAAACUCGACAGAGAUUUUCUUUUACUAUAUUUUAUGUAUCACUUUAGAAGUGAUUGAUAAAAAAUUGCGUAAGUUAUAGUGUCCAUAAAAAUGUAAUAAACUUUUGAGCUGAUGAUAGUUUUUGGUUCUAUGGACCAUGAAACAAAAACUAUAUAAAAAUAAUUUCCAGAAGUUGCACCAUGGUAACUGCUACAAUAAGUACUCCUUCUAAAUCUACCUAUAAUAAUGUAAGCAAAUUCUUGUAUAGUAAAAAUAAUUAAAUUCAGAUUCAGAACUACAAAAAAAUAUUGUAUCUGUGCAAACUAUUUUUUGUUAAUUAUUUAUUAUUUUUUGAACAGAAACUAUGUAUGUUUGUCUUGUUUCUAAAUGUACAAGCAACAUUUUGAAAUUUUAUUUGAUCUAAUAUUUAAAAAUUGUGAAAUUAUGUUUUUUUUUUAUUGUU
Messenger RNA from Bacillus rossius redtenbacheri, 9225 nucleotides. RefSeq names its product NBAS subunit of NRZ tethering complex-like. The transcript has 41 exons. Gene Ontology annotation, molecular function: SNARE binding. Gene Ontology annotation, biological process: retrograde vesicle-mediated transport, Golgi to endoplasmic reticulum. Gene Ontology annotation, cellular component: Dsl1/NZR complex. The coding region runs from base 117 to 6983 and encodes 2288 amino acids. The record is from RefSeq and is a predicted model, not a curated record. Lineage: Eukaryota; Metazoa; Arthropoda; Insecta; Phasmatodea; Bacillidae.